AUGCUGGAGACCAAGGCAGGCCUGGCGAACAGGGACCAAAGGGACCCCGAGGAGGACAAGGAGAUCCGGGUGAAGAUGGACCUUCAGGACUUUCUGGUCCUCCAGGACAAAAUGGCCCACCUGGAGAUCCAGGGGCUCAAGGAGAGCCGGGUUUCCCAGGGUUUGAUGGAGACAGCGGUCCACGUGGACCUCUUGGCAGAGACGGGCCGAAAGGUUCACAGGGUUCAGAUGGGCUGCGAGGAGAAGGAGGACGGAAGGGCCCACCCGGUUCUAUCGGACUUUCCGGACCAGACGGCAGUGUUGGACCUCGUGGAAACCGUGGAGACUCCGGACAAAAGGGUCCCCAAGGCCCCCCUGGUCCACCAGGUGCACCAGGAUCUGAAGGUCCAAGCGGUUCUGCCGGAUCACAUGGGAGCAAGGGGCAGAAAGGAGCAGCUGGGACUUGUUGGUGAUAAGGGUAUUUUAGGUGCACAAGGAUUCAAGGGACCAGUGGGUAUGUCUGGAGAGCCAGGUCCCCCUGGACCACUCGGAGCGGUCGGUAACAGAGGACCAGAAGGGGACCUGGGACCUCGUGGUCUCAGUGGUGGUAGUGGACCUCCGGGACGAAAGGGUCCCAAGGGAGGAAAUGGAGAGGGAGGCGAUAGGGGGGUCGGUGGAAACUCUGGUCUUCCUGGACCUCCUGGAGAGCCCAGCUCGCCUUCGUUCCCGAUUCCUCCGGCUAGUAAUGGGAGUCGUUUUUACAGGGGACUUGCUGAUGAAGGCGAAGAUGUCAAUCUCGAGUCUCUGACUAAAGUGAUUGAAGUUCAUAUGAAACUACUGAAUCUGAAGAGUCCACUUGGAAGUAAAGAAAGCCCAGCUAGAAGUUGUUUGGAUCUCCUUUUGGAUGAUCCUGAAAUAUCAAACGGUCUCUACUGGAUCGAUCCCAAUGGUGGAUGUAGGAGUGAUGCCGUAGCCGUGCACUGCAACUUCACAGGGGAGGCUGUAAAAACGUGUCUUCUACCUGAGCAGGACACUGCAGACGGUAGACACUGGACCGAAGAAUCGAUUUGGUUCAGUGACCUCUCUGGAGGAUUCAAACUUUCGUAUGGUAUACCCAAGAGCCAAGUGCAGUCGCUGAGAACUGGUUCUCGUCACGCAUCGCAGAGCUUCAAGUACAUAUGUCACAACUCAGUAGACUCUCUUGUAUUCCGUGCAAGCAAUGGAAAAGAAAUCAGUGCUACUAAGACCCUCUACAAUGGAUGUCAGUACGCCUUGAGCUGCAGCGACCUAGCUGUAGGCAUGGCUAGACUUGCAAUAUCGGUGCUGUUCCUCGCGCUGCUAGUGCUCGAGACAUCUGCACAAUCCGGGGACACGCUGAUCGACGAUGCAGACUAUGAGUCCCUGUACGACUUUACCGGCGACCGGACUAUUGGUUGGUAUGAGCCAGAAAUCCAGCACGAUGCAAACUGGACGAAAGAAAUCUGCACACGAUACCGGCAAGGGUCAAUUGACUUCUUUUAUGAAGCCGUGUAUCCGUUUCAUCCAACACGGUUUCCUGAAUUUGACGACUAUAAUCUGCAUGCUGUGCGGUCUGAAUUGAACGAAUAUUAUCCAAGACUAUCUGGAGAUCAAAUAUGCAGAGGAAACCAUUUUGCGUCAAAUUUCUCCAUUCUGUUCAAGUUCAAAGCAGAAGAGAGGCUGCGGUUCACCCUCCUGAACAUCUCCGAUGGAAGUGGCUAUGAAUUUUCAGUUGUGAUCGACAUGAUUCAAAACAGUGUCACCUUGGCAUUCAGUGACUGCAGGACAUUGCAAUUGAUAAUUCCGCUAGGUGAUAACAACCCACUAGAAACAGGAGUAUGGCACCGACUUGCUAUAGCAGUCGAUCAAAGCUUCAUUGUCGUAUACUUGGACUGCAACCAAGUCCACACACACCUAUUUGUGUCGGGAUGCACAGUAGUAUGCGAUGAAACUGUGGAGAUUGGCAUGCUGGAGUCUGAAUUCACCGGGACGCUGACGGUCUCAGAGUUUGUAUACUUCCCAGAUAGCGAUGCUGAAGAAUUGUCACAAACGGGUGCCGCCAUAUUUUGCACCGAUUUGGACAGAGCAGUCUGUGGCAUCACUGUGGAGACACCUACUGCGGACAAACCGGAACCAGAGAUAGACAUCAAUUCCGAAAGACAAGCCAACGAUACAACAUCGCCUAUUGUAACAGUAAACCCUUUUGCCGACAUCAUUGCAGAGCUUGGGAAUAAUAUUGUCAUACGCGGUGAUGAGGGAGAACCAGGAAACGCGGGAUAUGGAUUUCGUGGAUUAGGUGACUACGGUCUUCCAGGCCAGCCAGGAUACGACGGACGACCAGGAGAUCAUGGUAUACCGGGAGUGUCUGGAGCUAUUGGUCUUCCUGGUAUCCCCGGCCCACCGGGAGCAACACUCUAUUCUCAGUUGGCCAGCCUGGAGACCCAGGUCCAAUUGGAACGGAGGGAAACAUGGGACAAUACGGGCCUCAAGGGUAUGUGGGAUCUCCAGGCACACCAGGAAACGAUGGACCACCUGGACCCCGUGGACCUCCAGGUACCAAUGGAUUCCCAGGCCCCGAUGGAAGAAGAGUUAGAAAUACCUCUACUUUGCAUACCCCAGCCCCUCAUUAUUUGCUUCCUCUUUUGUAGGGAUGGGUUGGACCAAAAGGAUAUGCUGGAAAAGUGGGAUCAAGAGGAGACAGGGGCAAUCCUGGUGACUUGGGGAGAACUGGACCACUUGGACUCAUUGGACAUCCUGGCCGAGAAGGACAUGCUGGAGAUGUUGGUGAAGACGGAACACCUGGUGCUAUUGGAUCGCCAGGACCUAUUGGACUCACAGGACAGCCAGGUGGCCAGGGACCACCUGGCCCAGUUGGAGCACCAGGACCGCUUGGAAACCAGGGAAAUUCGGGUACUGCUGGACGAAACGGGGAGAGUGGCCCACAAGGAUCACCAGGAGAGGAUGGCUUUGUUGGAUUUGCGGGUGUCCCAGGGCCACAAGGAGAGCCAGGUAGCCGUGGGCCACACGGAUAUCCUGGAAAACGGGGAAUACCAGGUGACAGUGGUCUGCCUGGAGUAUUCGGGCUCAAGGGAGAGCGAGGAACCAGAGGUCUCCAAGGAACCAAUGGUAUCCCUGGAAGAGACGGUUAUGAUGGAAUCAAAGGCAGACAGGCCGGGAUUUGACGGUUCUGCUGGUUCUCCUGGUGUUGACGGUGACCCGGGCAUUCCUGGAGAGAAUGGAAGUCCUGGAGGCAGGGGUCCUCAAGGAAGAGCUGGAGAGGUUGGCACAAUUGGAUCACCUGGAGAGACAGGAGAGAGGGGUCCUCAAGGUCUUUCUGGCUUUGACGGACUGCCUGGUGAUGUUGGACAGCCUGGAAAUUUGGGACCUCCUGGAUCACCUGUGGGGCUUGCAAGGCUCUCCUGGAAAUUCAGGAUCUCAGGGUGCAAGAGGAUCGACUGUAAACACUAUACAUACUUUUUCAGGGAAAUGAACAUUCUGAUGGUGUAUUGGAUACCCGUACAGGGAGCAACUGGAAUUCCAGGAAACAGAGGAUUUGCUGGACCUCGUGGAUCAAGAGGAGAAGGUGGAGAAAACGGACUGAGAGGAGAGGACGGCGCUCCUGGGAAGUUUGGUGAUCCAGGUACACCUGGUGAACCUGGUAAAUCCGGAAAGGACGGUGCAACUGGGGCACCAGGAAAUCCAGGGCUGUCAGGAGCUGCAGGCCAAGAUGGAGUCCGGGGAGACAGAGGACAAGCUGGAUACCCCGGUGACCAAGUUAGGGAAUCUAUACUUUGCCAUAAUGGUGGGGCUACGGCGAUAAUGAUACGUAGGGCUCAAGAGGAGAGACUGGCAACCCAGGAGCAUCAGGUUCACCUGGACAAGACGGAACUGGUGGAGAACCAGGAACCGUCGGACCAGUUGGACCCCAGGGACAACAUGGAACACCGGGACAAGAUGGCAUUAACGGAGCCGAUGGGGAAAGAGGUCCAACGGGUGCAAAGGGUGAAGCUGGGGAUAAAGGUGUGGACGGUGGUGACGGACAAAGAGGUUCAAGAGGUGAUACGGGUGUAUCUGGAGCAACGGGAGCCUUGGGUCGUGCAGGACCUCCAGGAAGACGAGGCGAACCUGGUUCCAUUGGAAACACCGGAUCCAAGGGUAAUGAUGGACCUUCAGGAGAUAUCGGAGCACGUGGCCCUAAUGGAAACACUGGUGAGCGAGGUGCCAGUGGGGAAUCGGGGUCAAAGGGCGAGAAGGGAGACCAGGGAGGGCAAGGGGGACCAAGGACCAGAGGGAAGAGAUGGACAGCCUGGAACACCGGGUCCAACUGGUAUCAUUGGUGACAGAGGAGAGAGGGGCGACAGAGGAACAAGGGGUGAACCUGGUGAGCCCGGGGACAGGGGGCCAACAGGGGAGCCUGGUCCAACCGUAAGGAGCUGUAGUGCAUACAUCUGCAAAGAAACUUUUACACUUGAACACAGGGAGCUGUUGGUUUGUGGGGAAGCAGGGGUGAUCCUGGUCCUUCUGGACAGAGGGGUAUCAAAGGACCUGCUGGACAACCUGGUCCACGAGGAUCGCCUGGCCUUGCUGUGGGGACCACCUGGUACAACUGGUCAGACUGGUGUAGCUGGCAGAGAAGGUCCAAAGGGCUUCAGAGGUCGCCCCGGUACCCCUGGCGCUGCUGGAGAGGCUGGAGGCCAAGGUCCCCCGGGAGAUUUGGGCCCCAGAGGAACUCAGGGACCUUUGGGAGAGACGGGAUUUGCUGGUGCUCAAGGUGAUCCUGGUAACUCUGGUGUUCCGGGAGAAGUGGGUGAGUUUGGCGAGCCAGGAGCCCAAGGCCCAUCUGGAGACCCUGGUUCGAAGGGUGCUCCUGGUACAACCGGAGAGCCUGGCGAGAAGGGACUUUUAGGAGAAGCUGGCCGGGAAGGACCACCAGGAGUUAAAGGCGACAAGGGACUUAUUGGAUUACAGGGUCGCGAUGGUCGUCCUGGUGACACUGGGCCUGCUGGCCCACGUGGACCUCAAGGACAACCUGGACCACCUGGAGAGAAUGGACCUACGGGCGACGGCGGAAAGGACGGAGUGCCUGGACCAAGAGGCGACGCUGGACCACCUGCUCUAGCUGCAACCAGCAAAAAGAGCAGCUUCUACAUCUCUGGAAGUGACACCUUCAUCCAGUCUAUGCUUUCCAUGAUAGUACAGCUUGACAACAUGACGCGCUAUGCCGAGCUACUGACAAUGCCAAAUGGGACUCGGUCAUUCCCGGCAAGGUCCUGUUGUGACCUUAAGGAACAAUAUCCUGACAUCCCCAGCGGGACGUAUUGGAUUGAUCCAAACGGAGGGUGCUCUGCUGAUGCAUUCCAAGUUGACUGUGACUACGAGGACAACGGCUGUGCCACUUGCAUCGAUGCAAAGACAUGGAGCGAGUCGCUUCAGUCACCUGAUAUUGCAGAAAGAGUGUACCAAUCCAUCAGCAAUGUAUUUGCCAAAAAGGUUGCUUACAGCAUCAGCAAAGUUCAGCUGAAAAUGCUACAAAUCACCAGUCGACGUGCCGAGCAAGCUGUCACCGUGCACUGCCAGAACUUGGCCUUCAGCGACACGGAGUUGAAGUUCCACACCAUGAAGCCUGGUUCUUCCGUUAAGCCCAGCACUAACAGCGGUGGUUGCUCGGUGCGUUAAACAGCUCUAUUCAUCACUCCAUAGGAGGCAUUCUGAGUGGAAAUAUUUCCCUAUCCAUUUACAUACAGGAGGCAUCUUCAGCUGGUGCCAGCAGUAACUUCAAGUUCAGCACGCGGAGACCACGACAGCUCCCAGUCACCGACAUUAGCUUAUGGCUGGGCUCAGGCAGUAACGAAGCUAUGGCUGUAGAAUUCGGACCCGUCUGCUUCUCACGCUAAUCUAUAGCUAGUCAUUGUUUGGAGUAUGUGUAUAUUUGUACACAGAUCUAUAAUGUAAGUGGUAACUUGACUCAUGAUAGGCAGUUACUAUUGAUAGGCAUGCUUGAACAGAACAUCACCUUUCACGUUUUUUCUUUGUUAUUGUUUACGUUCUGUACAGCACCGAAUUUUCAGUUGCAGUAGUUACAUUGUCGUGAAACAAAAAUUGAUCAUGGUGUGUGAAUUAAUCACGAGUGUCCAAAUGAGUAUUUCAACUUGAGCGUUUCUUGAAAUUCCCUUUUUAAAACUUGUAAGCAAUCUCUGUAGAGUGAACUCGAUCUGAAAUUGGAUAUAUCAAGGGAAGGACUGUGAGGCAUGUGAAUGACAAAAGCCUCGGGCAGGACAACAAACUCGUAGCCAGCAUGAUGCAGUUCCGUUAUGUGAGAGACUUUAUUCCAUCCGAACCCCACGAACCUGGUAUCGUACCGUGCAAACGGCCACUGUAAUACGACAUACGGCUCGAAAUCAGGUGCCCAGUUUACCCUGUAGGGACGCGAUGCAGUUUUCCAGUGUUGAUAGUUUGUCGGCGCGUG
Molecule: messenger RNA, 6463 nt
Organism: Geodia barretti
Lineage: Eukaryota; Metazoa; Porifera; Demospongiae; Tetractinellida; Geodiidae
Source: the annotation of a GenBank genome assembly